UUUUGUGUCCGUCCUCGUCUGUUGAAAGUGUUGAAACUUCAUUUUACCUAUCUCAUUUGCAGUUUUCUUGUUUUUGAUUGUGAAGAAUUGAUUAUUUUUAUUCUACACUAGGUAUAUUUUUUAAAAGAAGAAGCCAAAAAAAAUAAGAUGGCAGAUCCCAGUAGAGGAAGAGGUAGGGGCUUAGCUUUGCUCCAAGCCCUCAAGAAGUCACAAAUGAUGGACUCUCCUCCUACUUCAGAGGAGCCGUCUCCAGAACCCACUCCUCUCCCGAGUGCAGCUCCUAGCGUUGCGUCAACAGAUGUGAAUCCUCCGACUACAACAAGUAUAGGGGGCAGAGGCCGCAUAGCAGCUAUGUUGCUCUCUAAGAUGCAUCAAAGACCUGGAGAGCCUACAUUUACUCCUGCUGGUGAUAUUAGCCCAAGUGCUCCACCACCAAUCAGAGGCGCUGGUCGCGGGUUGAAACUGCUGCAAAACCUUAAAGCAGUGACAUCGGCUGAGGUUGGGGCUUCAGGCGAUAUGAAGCAGCUGACACAGAAAAUGGCAGAGAGCUCUGUGUCAUCUACUGUGCCAUCGACAGUCCAGACUUCAGCAAAGAAUAAAUACUUCAGAGAAGUUAAGGACACUCCCCCUGUGGUUAUGAAAGGACAAACUGGAACGCCCGUACAUUGCACUGCAAACUUUAUUUACCUCAAUUUUGAGGAGAAUAAUGUAUUUGAGUAUGAGGCGAAAUUCGAGCCUGAGCAGGAUUACAAGCAUCUACGUUUUAAACUACUUAAUGAGCACAGUCAAUACUUCAAAGAAAAGACGUUUGAUGGAACAACUCUAUAUGUUCCACAUAUGCUGCCCGAAGAAGCUACGAAUUUAGUCUCGGUCAAUCCCUUUGAUAACAGUAAAGUUCACAUAUCUAUAAUAUUCCGCCGCACGCGCCGCCUGAGCGAGAUGAUACACAUAUACAAUGUGCUGUUCAAGCACAUAAUGAAGGACCUGCAAUUGGUCCGAUUCGGCCGACAGCACUUCAACGAACACGCGGCCAUACAGAUCCCUCAGUAUAAACUCGAAGUCUGGCCUGGUUAUGUAACAGCGGUGGAUGAAUAUGAAGGUGGUCUGAUGUUGACCCUGGACUCCACGUCGAGGGUUCUACGUACACAAUCGGUGUUGUCCUUCAUCAAGGAGACGGUCCAAACUGAUGGAGCCAAUUGGAAGAAAGCUAUGGCUGAGAAACUCAUUGGGUGCUCCGUUAUGACUACAUAUAAUAAAAAGCUCUUCCGGGUCGAUAGUAUCGAUGACACGAUGACACCGAGGUCCACAUUUGAAAAGAUUGAAAACGGCGAGACAGUCAAGAUUUCGUACAUUGACUACUACAAAAAUAAUUAUGGCAUCGAAAUCAAGGACUGGGAUCAGCCAAUGCUUAUUUCAAGACAAACAAAGCGCAUGCCCGGGUCGGAGGCGCCGACAGACUUCAUGAUCUGCCUCGUGCCGGAGCUGUGCCAGCUGACGGGGCUGACGGACGAGCAGCGCAACAACUUCCGGCUAAUGAAGGACGUCGCCACAUACACCCGCAUCACGCCCAACCAACGCCACAGGGCUUUCAAACAGUACAUACAAAACGUGCUGAACAACGAGACAGCCAAGAAACGCCUAGCUGGUUGGGGGCUUAGUAUAGCCAAGGAGACCAUAGACAUUACCGCGAGGACAUUACCCCCAGAAGAUUUAUACUUUGGCCGCAACUCUAAGGUGCCAGGGAAGCCGGACGCGAACUGGAACGCAGAGGUGACGCGCAACGCGGUGAUGCAGGCGGUGGACGUGCUGCGCUGGGCGCUGCUCUACACUGACAGAGACCGCCAGAUCACUAUGGAUUUUGUCGACAUAUUGAAGCGCUCCGGCGGCCCCAUGGGCAUCAACGUGUCCGCCCCGGAGAUGGUUCGCCUCCCCAACGACCGCACGGACUCUUACGUCACAGCUCUGAAGAAAUGCUUCAACCCCUCGCUACAGUUAAUUGUUUGCAUCUGCCCUACGUCCAGGGACGAUCGGUACUCGGCUAUCAAGAAGAUCUGCUGCGCUGACAACCCUGUGCCUUCACAGGUGAUCAACGCUCGCACGUUGAUGAACCAGAAGAAAGUACGUGGCAUCACGCAGAAGAUCCUCCUGCAGAUAAACUGCAAACUGGGUGGAACUCUAUGGAACAUUAGCAUUCCCAUGAAGACCGCCAUGAUUGUGGGAAUCGAUUCAUAUCACGAUGCGAGCAGGAAGAAGCGGAGCGUUUGCGCUUUCGUCGCGUCGUAUAACCAAUCGAUGACACACUGGUACUCUAGGGCGGUGUUCCAGGAGAGGGGUCAGGAAAUAGUGGACUCAUUGAAGUCGUGCCUCGUCGAUGCUUUGAAGCAUUUUCUUAACACCAAUGGCCACUUUCCUGAGAGGAUUAUAAUUUACAGGGACGGCGUUGGAGACGGUCAACUGAAACUCCUCCAACAAUACGAGAUCCCACAAAUGAAGAUCGGUUUCUCAGUGGUACAUGAGAGAUACUCCCCCAUGCUGACAUAUGUGGUGGUACAGAAGAGGAUCAACACCAGGAUCUUUAUGAAGACCGGGCAUGGGUAUGAGAACCCCCCGCCCGGGACCGUGGUUGAUCAUGCGAUCACUAGGCGCGAUUGGUACGACUUCCUAAUAGCCUCUCAGAAAGUGGAGCAAGGCACGGUGACCCCCACACACUACAUCGUGGUCCACGACUCGAGCGGCAUGUCCCCGGACCAGUGCCAGCGACUGACGUACAAGCUGUGCCACCUGUACUACAACUGGCCCGGCGCUGUGCGCGUGCCCGCGCCGUGCCAGUACGCGCACCGCCUGGCCCAGCUCGUGGGCCAGAGCAUCCAUCACCAACCGUCGGAAGCGUUAGCAGAUAAGCUGUUUUUCUUGUAAUUUCUUUUUGUUAGAUUCAGUAAUGCUGGUUUGUUAUUCUUACUUUUUUCCCUCGCGUUUCUGUAGUCUAUGGAAGUGAUUGCAUGAAUUGGGAUGUUUUUAUUUUAUUUUAUUAAAAGUUUCGUAAAUUGUUUGAUU
Messenger RNA from Plodia interpunctella (Indianmeal moth), 3054 nucleotides. RefSeq names its product Argonaute 3 (gene AGO3). The record is from RefSeq and is a predicted model, not a curated record. The transcript has 18 exons. NCBI's taxonomy places the organism in Eukaryota, Metazoa, Arthropoda, Insecta, Lepidoptera, Pyralidae. Gene Ontology annotation, biological process: regulatory ncRNA-mediated gene silencing. The coding region runs from base 148 to 2916 and encodes 922 amino acids. Gene Ontology annotation, molecular function: protein binding; piRNA binding; RNA endonuclease activity. Gene Ontology annotation, cellular component: P granule.